Encephalitozoon romaleae SJ-2008 is the source of this 1113-nucleotide messenger RNA. Its product is annotated as putative integral membrane protein. The coding region runs from base 1 to 1113 and encodes 370 amino acids. The record is from RefSeq and is a predicted model, not a curated record. Gene Ontology annotation, molecular function: GPI mannosyltransferase activity; alpha-1,6-mannosyltransferase activity. Gene Ontology annotation, biological process: GPI anchor biosynthetic process. Gene Ontology annotation, cellular component: endoplasmic reticulum membrane; mannosyltransferase complex. The transcript has a single exon. NCBI's taxonomy places the organism in Eukaryota, Fungi, Microsporidia, Unikaryonidae.
AUGAUACUUGGUAAUAACACCCAAAAGAUAUUAUGCCUAGCCGUUGCAUCCAAAGUUUUCUAUGUAGGCAUUUCAUACUUUGCAUAUCUUCUCCUUCCUCGAUUUGAUAAGUCUACAGAGCUUAUCUCAACCAAUUCAUGCCUGAAAUUCCUUCUUUCAUGGGAUGCCAUCCAUUUUCUUGAGAUUAUGGAAAAGGGAUAUGGGAAGGCCCAUGUCGUUGCAUUCUUCCCUCUUCUUCCAUACAUGUCCCGUGUCGUUGCAAGGUUACUUUCCUUAGAGCCGUAUACAACAGGUGUCCUCGUGUCGUGUACUGCCUCUGUCCUAAGCUCUGUCCUGCUCUAUAGAAUCUCUCAAAGAAGAUAUGGAAACAAAAUAGCAAUAAUGAGCUGCAUCCUAUUCAUAUUUAAUCCUGCAGCAAUAGUGUACACUGCCAUGUAUUCAGAGUCCUUAUUUAUGUUACUUUUUCUUCUUGGAAUAUACUUUCUUGAGAACAACAGUAUUGUCCAUGGCACAUUGUUUUUGUCUUUGUGCGGUCUAUGCAGAUCUAACGCGAUUCUAUUUGCUCCAUUCAUCAUUUAUCCACUCGGCAAAAACGCCCUCCUAAGAAUGAUUGUACUUCUACUUCCACUUGGCAUAUUUCAAUAUUACUCUCUACUCAUGAUCAAUAAGGCUACCAACACAUACAGAAUCUUCAUACCAUACUUUUACAUACAGAAGACUCUCUGGGAUCAAGGUUUUCUCAGGUUUUUUACACUUAAAAACAUUCCAAAUGUCCUUGUUGGGCUUCCAUUUAUCCUGAUUUCCUUAUACAUCCUACGGGAAUAUUGGAACAAGAGAUCUACUGUUAAUCCGAAAAUGUACAUGGACACUCAAAGAUUCAAUACGGACAUGUGUGCUAUAGUGCUUCUGGUCCAAACUCUUAUCACAAUAUUCCUGAUCCACUGGAAUAUGUAUUUCAGGUUUAUUUCAUUCAAUCCUUUGAUAUACUGGAUGCUAGCAGAGAAGUACUAUACAAUUGAAAAGGGAUUCGGGAAAAGAUUGCUGUUCAGAUUUUAUUUUGGAUUUGGAGUAGCAUACGCAGUGCUUUUCGGAUGUUUCUAUCCACCAUGUUGA